Tribolium castaneum (red flour beetle) is the source of this 636-nucleotide messenger RNA. RefSeq lists its product as uncharacterized. The coding region runs from base 1 to 603 and encodes 200 amino acids. Gene Ontology annotation, cellular component: cytosol. The transcript has 3 exons. The record is from RefSeq and is a predicted model, not a curated record. Gene Ontology annotation, biological process: proteolysis. Gene Ontology annotation, molecular function: pyroglutamyl-peptidase activity. NCBI's taxonomy places the organism in Eukaryota, Metazoa, Arthropoda, Insecta, Coleoptera, Tenebrionidae.
AUGACCUCAGGUAACAUAAUUGUAACAGGAUUUGGCCCAUUUGGUGACCACGCAGUGAACGCAAGUUGGGAGUCUGUUAAGUUAUUACCGCAAGAAGUCGAUGGCUACACAAUUAUAAAGGAAGAAAUAUCAGUAGCAUAUGAGACCGUUGACAAAAAAAUUCAUCUCAUGUGGAAAGAAUACAACCCAGCAUUAGUUAUUCACGUCGGUGUUUCGGCCCUUGCGGAUAAAAUUACUUUAGAGACUUGUGCCCAUAAGGAGGGGUACACAAGACUUGAUGUCUUUGGCCAAAAGCCGGUCAAAGGAACUGAAUGCUCAGCCCAAUGUGCGGAAAAAUACCUAAAAGCGGGCAUCAAUGUUAAUGAUAUUUGUGAGCACUUGAACUGCAAUGUUUCAACCAAAGCUUGCGUCUCUGAAAAUGCUGGAAGGUAUCUCUGUGAAUACGUAUUUUAUACAUCUUUAAGCAUUGAUAAAGACAAAGCUAUGUUUAUUCAUGUCCCUCCACUGGGGCAACCUUAUUCUGCUGAAGAACUGGCUAGUGGUAUUUUGGAAGUGAUCCGGUGUGCCCUCAAACAGGCAACUAAGAGUAUUAAACAAUCGUAAUUGUGUAAUAAAAGUUGUUAUUACUUAAAUCAA